AUGUUACCAGAAAAUCCUCGUAAAUGGAUAGCAGAAAAACUUCAACUUCUUUACGAUAUUGGUUUUAUGAGUUUAAACUGGGAUACAUUUAUUGAUCCGGAUAUGAAACCUUCUCAUCCAUAUGUCGAUCAUGAAUUAAUGGAUUCCCUAUUUGGUACAUCAAAACUAGAAUUUUUGUUACCAGAAGAAUUACAGUAUCAACCUACACAUGAAAUGUUAGCAAAAGCCUAUGCUGCUCAUAAGCAAUCAAUACUAAAAAAGUGUUUCAGCGCCUGGAAAUUACAUUUUAUAAUCAAGAAAGCACGAGUGAAUUAUAUGUACAAAAUAAACUUUAUUGCAAAAAUAAGUAUGAAAUUUAGAUUGCAAAAGAUUAUAUUUCGAGGAUGGCAAGAAUAUACACAGUUUGUGAAAAGUAAACAAAAAAUGGCACAAUCAUUAAUAACACAAAUUAAAGACUUCACAGUGACAAUGUUAUAUUUUAAAGCCUGGCGGAGGAAUGUUGCAGAAGCUCGGAAAACAAGGGAUUAUUUUUCAAAAAUGCAAGAAAAGUCAGAUGGUGAAAAGUCAGAUGAUUCAGAGUCUGAAAAUCAACUACUUACUUUAGGUGGUAAAAUAAGCGAUGUUGAAAAUUAUCGUGACCGAUUUUCUGAAUUACCUGACACCAUACAAUAUAAAAUAUUUGGCUACUUAACACCCAUAGAUUUAGCUCGAGCUGCUUGUGUAUCUCAUUAUUGGUGGUCUGUAGUUAGUGAAAUGGAUAAGAAAAAUACUUUGGAUUUAUCGUGCUUUGGUAAAAGGUUAACAGAAGAACUUUUAUUUAGGCUCACAAGAAGACGUCGAAUGUAUCUGCGUCAUAUCAACUUACGUAAUAGUAGUCUGUGUACUUUAAAUUCAUUUCGUUGUUUAACUAGUUGCGCUAAUUUACAGGAUAUCAAUUUAUCCAGAUGCACUGGUAUCACAGAUGAUGCAGUUCGUAUAAUAACUGUUGAAUGUAGUUUACUUCUUUACUUGAAUUUAUCAUAUACUCAAAUUACUGAUGAUUCAGUUCGUCACAUAGCGAUCAAUACAAAAAUGUUACAAUAUUUAAGUUUGGCCUAUUGUACACGAUUAAAACAACUUUGCUCAACUUAUUUCAAUCAAUUAGAAAGUUUCAAGUCAUUAAUUUAUUUGGAUUUAUCUGGAUGUAUUUACAUUGAGUCGGCUGGUUUACAAACAAUUAUUAAAAGUGUGACACAAGUGGAACAUUGGAUACUGAACGAUAUCCCAUGGAUUUCAGAUACUGAUCUUAAUGUUCUUGGAUCCAACUGUUCAGUAAUACACACGUUAGAAAUGGUCAAUAAUCAAAACGUAAUCAUAUCCGGUUUAAAUUAUCUUUCGAAAACCUGUCUUUUCCAUGAAAAAUCAACUUCAGUCGAUGGUGCUGUACAAAUAAAAAAUAAGCAAAAUAGACCAAUCACAUCUAUUGGUUUAAUUCAUAAACAUGCUGAUUCAACUCUAAAUAAUUCAAAUUCAAAUAUUAGUUGUUUAAUUACGGAUUGUGGUCUACAAUCAGUAUGUGGGAAAAAUUUAAAUAGACUCCUUGUUUCAAAUAUGAGUUCAAUAGAUGGAUCUGGAUUGAAUAAUAUUGUACCAAAUGAUAAUGUAUCAAGAAGACAUUCGAAAAGUAAAGCUCAUCGUUUAUCGAAACUGAAUUCUGGAUUCCUUGAAAAUGGUAGUUUAAAUUUACUAGAAAUUUCAUUCGUUGAUUGUCCAAAGAUGAAUGAUAUCCUGCUUCAACAUUUAAUACCUUUGCCGCAUUUAACUGUUUUAAAGUUAAGUGGAUGUGAAAGUCUUACAGAUCAAGGUAUAAAAUUAUUAACUGAUGGGGCAUACGCGGAUACUUUGAAAGAACUGUAUUUAGCAAGAUGUGACAAAUUAACUGAUAAGGCGAUUCAUAUAAUGAGUGCACGACUACUUAAUCUAGCUUACUUGAGUUUGGCAUCAUGCCCCUUGAUUUCUGAUGGAGCCUUCGAACUCCUAGGUCAGCUACAAAAGUUAUGGCAGAUAAAUUUAAAUUCUACUAAACUUGGUGAUCGAGUAAGUUUGUCGGCCCUUGGAUCACUGCCUAAAUUACGUGAACUGAAAGUGUCUAAAUGUACCGCCAUCACUGAUUUAGGAUUGCAAAAGUUCGCACAUCUUGGUAUAAACUUGGAAUCUAUUGAUUUAUCAUUUUGUCACAAUUUGACAAACAAUGGAAUUAAAACACUAGCAUUUUGUUGUCAUUUCCUUACCAGUAUUAAUUUAGCCGGGUGUAAGCUGCUGACAGAUAUGGCUGUACAAUAUAUUUCCGGAGUAUGUCACUAUCUGAAGUUUCUUGAUUUGUCAGGUUGUGAAUUUAUCACGGAAACAUCUUUAAGUUUUUUACUGAAAGGUUGUAAAAAACUUGAACAUCUUCGACUAUUAUACUGCAAAUCAAUUAAAAAACAUAAAUUAAUUCGAUUAACAACUGGAAAAAUUGAAAAAAUUGAACAUUCAAUGAAUGAACCUCCACCUGAAUUUAUUGGUUAUUUAAUAAAAGAAAACGCAUAG
This is a messenger RNA of Schistosoma mattheei, 2568 nucleotides long. NCBI's taxonomy places the organism in Eukaryota, Metazoa, Platyhelminthes, Trematoda, Strigeidida, Schistosomatidae. The record is from the annotation of a GenBank genome assembly.